AUGUCUCUGUGCAUGAACCGGCUCUCUGAGGAGAGGAAGCAAUGGCGGCGCGAUCAUCCCUUCGGCUUCUUCGCAAAGCCAAUGCGCAAUGCGCAGGGCGUGAUGGACCUCAAGAAGUGGGAUUGCGGUGUUCCAGGCAAGGAAAAGACAAUGUGGGAAGGUGGGCUGUUCAAGCUUGAAGUUAUCUUUCCCGAUGAGUACCCCACGAAGCCACCAAAGUGCAAAUUCAGCCCGCCGCUCUUCCACCCGAACGUCUACCCCUCUGGCACCGUCUGUCUAUCCAUCCUCAACGAAGAAGAAGGCUGGAAGCCCGCAAUCACCAUCAAGGAGAUUCUGCUAGGCAUCCAAUCUCUCCUCGAUGAGCCGAACCCGGAGUCACCCGCACAGGCCGACGCAUUCAACCUCUUCAAGAAGGACAAGGCCGCCUACGAGAAGAAGAUACGAAGCAUAGUCAAGGACAACCCCGCGCCGUAG
Trematosphaeria pertusa is the source of this 474-nucleotide messenger RNA. RefSeq names its product ubiquitin-conjugating enzyme. Gene Ontology annotation, biological process: protein sumoylation. The record is from RefSeq and is a predicted model, not a curated record. The transcript is spliced from 4 exons. Bases 1 to 474 code for a protein of 157 amino acids. Gene Ontology annotation, molecular function: SUMO conjugating enzyme activity. NCBI's taxonomy places the organism in Eukaryota, Fungi, Ascomycota, Dothideomycetes, Pleosporales, Trematosphaeriaceae. Gene Ontology annotation, cellular component: nucleus.